Monodelphis domestica (gray short-tailed opossum) is the source of this 2075-nucleotide messenger RNA. The record is from RefSeq and is a predicted model, not a curated record. NCBI's taxonomy places the organism in Eukaryota, Metazoa, Chordata, Mammalia, Didelphimorphia, Didelphidae.
GUGGGUGUUGCGCAGUGAGCUCUUAGGGAACGGAAGUCAUUUUGCUCUGCAGUGCCCCCGCCUUUCUGCCUGAGCUAGCUGGGUGCGGUUGCUUGCUUGUCCUCUCGAUUUCUCCUUCUCUCUCCCUCUCUUUCUUUUUCCUCCCUCCCUCUCUCCCUCCCUCCGUCCCUCCUUUUCUCUCUCCCUCUUCCAGUUGGUCGGGAGCUUCUAGCGUUCGGCGGCAGCGUCUCCUCUGCUCCUCGUUGCUGGGGUGCUGUCCAUCCUUUAGGGUCCCUGCUGAGGGGUCUGUCUGAAGAGCCACUCCGUUUUAGCUGUUCAAUAAAGAGCAUCCUGAAGUUAACCUUCUAUGUGGAAGAGUGUGGGGAAAACAGCCUGGCUAUUCUGAAGGUUCUUGGAACAGAAUAAGGCACUUGUGAACAUCAUGCCCAAGUUUUACUGUGAUUACUGCGAUACCUAUCUCACUCACGAUUCUCCAUCUGUGAGGAAGACCCACUGUAGUGGAAGGAAGCACAAAGAGAAUGUGAGAGACUACUAUCAAAAAUGGAUGGAAGAGCAAGCCCAGAGCCUGAUUGAUAAAACUACCACUGCAUUUCAGCAAGGAAGAAUCCCUCCCAAUCUUUUCUCUGCUCCUCCACUAGGAGGGCCUAUGAUCCCACCUCCUCACCCUAGCAUGAUGGGGCCUCCCCCUCCUGGGAUGAUGCCUGUGGGGCCUCCUCCUGGCAUGAGGAUGCCCAUGGGAGGUCACAUGCCUAUGAUGCCUGGCCCUCCAAUGAUGAGACCUCUUCCCCAUCCCAUGAUGGUCCCCACUCGCCCAGCGAUGCCCAGACCAGACAGAUAAAAUAAAGGAAAUACAAGGAAGCCCAUUUCUCAGUUUUCAAUUCUUUGUUCUAUUUCACCAGAACAUCAUGGUGCUGGGCCUCAGAUAUGUUUUUUUUUCCUUUUUUUUCCCCCUUCCCCUUUUUAAAACAUUGACACUCUUUUACAUCAGUCACUUUCAGUGGUCCGACCCCUUUCCCUACUCUUCAGUAUUUCCUUCCCCUGUGAUAAAUAAGCACAGUGAAGAAAAAAAAGCAUAUUGGACAUGUCCAAAAAUUCUCCCUUUUUCUGCACCAACAGUUUUAACUUUGCAGUGGUUCCCCUUCCCCUGCCCUUCAGUAUUUCCCUCCCCUGUGAUAAAUAAGCACAGUGAAAAAAAAAAAUGAGCAUAUUGGUCAUGUCUAAAAAUUCUCUUUCUCUGUACCUAUAUAGUUUUAACACCUCUCUGCCAAAGGAAAAGAAUGGAAACGUCCUUUACCAGUCCUCUGAAGUCACAAUCGCAUAAUACAUUCAUUGAUCAGAGUUUUGAAGUCUAUCAGUGUUGUGUUCCUUAAUAUUGUGGUGAUUGUGUAAAUUGUUUUUCCUGUUCCUACUUACUUUCCCUCUACCAUUAGUUCAUAGAAGCCAUGACGUAUUUCUCUAAUCCAUGUUCAUUUCUUACAGCAAAACAAUAUCCCAUCACUUUCAUAUAUCUCAUAUGUUUGGUGUUUCUCAAUUGGUGGGUAUUGUUGGUUUGCAGUUCUUUGCUACUAUAAAAAGUGCUGCUAUUGAUAUUUUGGUGUAUAUGGGACCUUUCCCGCUAUCUUUGCCCUUCUUGGGUUAUAUGCCAAUAGUGGUAUCACUGAGUCAAAGAUGUGUUUUAGUGACUUUUUAGAGUAAUUCCAAAUCAUUUUUCAGAACUGUCAAAUUCAUAGCUCCACCAAAAGUGCAUUAGUGUGCCUAUCUUUCCACAGUCCCUCCAACACUGACCAUUUUCCUCUUGUCAUCUUUCUCAAAAAUUGUGUAAAGUGAAGCUUCAGAGUUUUAAUUUGCAUUUCUCAUUUUAGAGAGUUGGAGCAUUCUGUCAUGAUUGUUGAUAGCUUGCCAGUUUUUGUUUUUUUUUUUGCUAACUGCCCCAGAGGUGGUUUCCAAACAUGUAAGAAGACUUCCCACUUCCUGUCAAAGAAACAAUUUAAAAAGGAAGAGUGGGGCAGAAAUGCAGCUUAUAUUUGUAUUGUGACGUAUAAAAAUAAAAGUAUUGAUUGUUUUAGCAUUGAAAA